AUGGCUCCUGCUCAUCCGCUUGCGAAGUACUGGGCAGUACUAGUUGGAAUCAACUUUUACGGCGGUGCGGAAGACCUCGAGGGUUGCCUUCACCAUGUUUGGGCGAUGAAGCAGUACUUACAGACCGACAUUGCGGCUCUCACAGGCCAACCCGACCUCUCGCCGUCUGACCACUCGGACGUCGACGCCGGGAUCCCGUCAGGCACGAGUGAGGUUUCGCGCGUCCUGGCCGCAGCAAACGCCAAUGCGCUACGAGCCGAGGAUCAACGCCUGUGCUUGGAUGCGGGACUAGCACAUGGCGUUCACCCGAACGACGAGUAUGCCGUAUACCCGCUCGGCUCAGACUCUCAGAGGAUGUGUGACAAGGGCCUAGAUGCCACCAACCAGUCGGAUAUUGAUAUCUUGGCAACGGUUCGAGUCGAGAAUGUUGGCCCGCUUACGUCGGAGGUGGUCACAACUGGACAGGAGAGAACCAAACAGGGCCAUGCCGACUGUUGGAUAGCAAAGCCAUUGACUGCCCCCUCACGUCAAAAGGUAUCGGUGCGGCUCGCUGCCAGCGCCCACAAGCUCCUCAACCAUAUCCAACAGACUAGGGGCUCGGAUGGACAACGAUGGCUACGCCUAUGCAUAAAGGAUGAGCAGGAGGCAUGCAUGUUUAACCUUGCAGUCAACGACCGCCAGGAGUACGAAAUGCUCGACGGCACGCUGCCGAGAAUUCGCAGCCUGCCUACGGUGCCCAUCGACACCCCGGACGCAGAGCACCAUGACUUGGCUACGUUACAACACCUCGCCGAGUUCAAGUACGCCGAGGGUAUCGAGAACCGGCUCCCGAACUCCUCUCUUGAAGCUUCAUUCUCGCUCCUCUCCUCUGCAGACGGCAAGGCGCCCGACACUUCGGCAGUUCACGAUAUCGAACACGGCGGCAUAUGGCGCCUCGCUCUCGAGAACCACAGCGAGUCACCCUUGUACAUGGCCAUUUUUAACUUGGCCGCGUCCUGGAAGAUUUCUAAUCUUUUGUCGAGUGCGGGCGACAACGCCUUCCGGGUCAUGCAACCAAGAGGAGAGGAGGAGCUCAGGAUGGAAAUGAAGGUUCCCGACUGGCUUCAGCGCCUAGGCGGGUGGCAUUGCGAGGACGUGAUCAAGGUAUUCGUCACCUCCAAGCCCACGUCGUUUCCAUCGUUGAUUCCACCAGAAAUUGCCCUCCACGCACAGCAUCGCGGGGGCGUGUAUGGAAGUGGCGAUGCGCUCUCGAUUGCCCUCGCCUUGCUAAAGCUGGAUAAAAUGGCUAUAAAACCACUCGUAGCGAAAAUGACAAUGAUCAAUCUGGCUGUCAGGCUGCCGACAAGAUGGCAAACGACGACCGGGGCGAGGAGGAGAAUGGCGAUGAAUGGUGCAAGACGAAUUCGCACCACUCGUCCUAUCGAUGAUGGUGAGAAAACAUGCACGUUUGGGUCUCGAGAAGGCCGCCGACUCUCCGGUGUUUGA
This is a messenger RNA of Metarhizium robertsii ARSEF 23, 1485 nucleotides long. RefSeq lists its product as uncharacterized. Bases 1 to 1485 code for a protein of 494 amino acids. Lineage: Eukaryota; Fungi; Ascomycota; Sordariomycetes; Hypocreales; Clavicipitaceae. The transcript has 3 exons. The record is from RefSeq and is a predicted model, not a curated record.